AUGCUAUCGUCAGGUGAUCGCAGAACAGCACUUCCACAGCCGAGUUCGCUCAGGUGCCAGGCGAAGCUUCUUGAGAAUCACAUAAGGAUUGUCAGCUCGAUGUUGCUUGGCCGCAAUGUUGAGAGUAGUAAUAUGGUUCUGGCCGAAGCACGAAGAACUGUAAGGUUCGCUUCAUUGAUCGACGGGCUCUUUGAAGCACUGCUCUGUGGUGAUUCAAGAUUCCUCCCGAAGCUGAAACUUCAUCCGGAAGCACCACCUGAGACCGCGCCCGAUUCCGCUCACAACGAGCUCCACCGCCGCCUCCCUGAAUGCAACUCUGCUGAUGGACAGCUGAUUUUCGUCUUGGUUCAUGUUACUACUGUUGCACCUCCCGGGCCUUCCACGCUUGAAAAGCCCUACAAAAGUGUCGAGGCGGUGCGCGGCAACCUUCAUCUAGCGAGUCAGCUUGCAAAGAAGUACUGA
This is a messenger RNA of Mycosarcoma maydis (corn smut), 462 nucleotides long. RefSeq lists its product as uncharacterized. NCBI's taxonomy places the organism in Eukaryota, Fungi, Basidiomycota, Ustilaginomycetes, Ustilaginales. The transcript has a single exon. The record is from RefSeq and is a predicted model, not a curated record. The coding region runs from base 1 to 462 and encodes 153 amino acids.